Phacochoerus africanus (Common warthog) is the source of this 1608-nucleotide messenger RNA. It is a transcript of the gene ABI3, whose product is annotated as ABI family member 3. The transcript is spliced from 8 exons. Lineage: Eukaryota; Metazoa; Chordata; Mammalia; Artiodactyla; Suidae. Gene Ontology annotation, biological process: regulation of cell migration. Gene Ontology annotation, cellular component: lamellipodium. Gene Ontology annotation, molecular function: SH3 domain binding. The record is from RefSeq and is a predicted model, not a curated record. The coding region runs from base 231 to 1304 and encodes 357 amino acids.
CGCUUCCCCCUUCCCCUAGGCGGGGGACAGAGAGGCACAGGCCCAGGGAGCAGGGACUGACUUCCUCUUGUCCCAGAAUGAGCAUGCCUGCCCUUUGCGAGCAGGUUUGGGGCUCUCACGAAGAGGAAACCAAAACCAGUGAGAGAGCGAGAAGGCGGAGCGACCGAUCAAGGGCAGGGUGAGGUGCAAAACCGGCCGGCUCCCCGGGGAGCCCGGCAGAGGCGGGGGCCAUGGCGGAGCUGCAGCAGCUGCAGGAGUUUGAGAUCCCCACGGCCCGGGAGGCUCUGCGGGGCAACCACAGCGCCCUGCUGCGGGUCGCGGACUACUGCGAGGACAACUACGUGCAGGCCACAGACAAGCGGAAGGCGCUGGAGGAGACCAUGGCCUUCGCCACCCAGGCCCUGGCCAGUGUGGCCUACCAGGUGGGCAACCUGGCUGGAAACACUCUGCGUAUGUUGGACCUUCAGGCGGCUGCCCUGCGGCAAGUGGAAGCCCGAGUGAGCACACUGGGCCUGAUGGUGAACAUGCAUAUGGAGAAGGUGGCCCGAAGGGAGAUCGGUACUUUAGCCACCGUCCAGCGGCUGCCCCCCAGCCAGAAAAUCAUCGCCCCCGAGAGCCUACCUCCCCUGACGCCCUACUACAGGAAACCCCUCAACUUUGGUUGCCUCGAUGACAUUGGCCAUGGGAUCAAGGAUUCGAGCACGCAGCUGUCUCGGACCGGGACCCUGUCUCGAAAGAGCAUCAAGGCGCCUGCCGCACCCGCCUCCGCCACCCUCGGGAGAGCGCCCCGGAUCCCCGAGCCGGUGCAGCCCCCCGUGGUGCCCAACGGCAAGCUCUCCGCCGCCUCCUCUGCUUCCUCCCUGGUCUCGGCCGGCAGCGCUGAAGGGGUCGGUGGUGUCUCCGCGAUGAAGGGGCAAGCAGCACCCCCGCCCCCUCCACCUGCUGCCUCCGACGUCUUCCUGCUGCCCCCUCCACUGGAGGAACUGUCCCUGCCCCCGCCAGCCCCAGAGCUGCCCCUACCCCUGGACCUGCCCCCUCCUCCACCCCUGGAUGUAGACGACUUGGGGCUUCCACCUCCACCCCCACCAGGCUUUGGGCCAGAAGAGCCUAGCUGGAUCCCUGAUGCAUACUUGGAGAAAGUGGUAACGCUGUACCCAUACACCGGCCAGAAGGACAACGAACUCUCCUUCUCUGAGGGCACCGUUAUCUGCAUCACCCGCCGCUACUCUGAUGGCUGGUGUGAGGGCAUCAGCUCCGAGGGUUCUGGAUUCUUCCCUGGGAACUAUGUGGAGCCCAGCUGCUGACAGCCAGGGAUCUCUGGGAUGCUGACCCAGGCACUGCCAGGAGCCCCAUGCCAGAGCCAGCUCUCGUGAAGCCUGGACUAGACCUGCACACCUCCUGGGGCCGUGAGCUGUGACUGCCCCUUCCCCACCACCCCGCUGCAGUGGGAAGGAUCUGGGGAGAGGAAGUACACAGAGCUCUACUGCAGGCAGGAAAAGAACUGGAAGCCAAGGAGCUUGGUGAUCUUAUCCACGGAGGAUGCUUAAUGCCGGGCAGGACAGGGUCUCCAGUUGCAAGUGCCACCUUUGAAUAAAACGCGUGAUGAUC